AUGGCGCCACAAGAUUCAUUCAUAGAAGAUGAGGAGGACACCUGUGGAAAGUUGUUACGCAAGAGGAGUAUGAUGAACCCCUUGCCACCAUGGUGCUAUGCUGACCAACUCCUAAGGGUCGCCGAGUUUCGGGCCAAUAUUCAAAAGAACCAAAAGAAGCGAGCUCUGGAUCAACGACAAAAAGAACUACAGAAACGCGAAGCCGAAAAGGAAAACCGUAAAAAUCUGAUCGGCGUUCGUGUUGUCCAAAAGAACUUGGUCUAUAUCACGGGUCUUGCACCCACAGUUCGAGAGGACGAACUUCUCAAGACGCUACGAAAGCCCGAGUUCUUCGGUCAGUACGGAAACAUCCAAAAGAUAUCCAUCAGUAACCGAAAGAGCUCUGAUGGCCAACACCAAUCGCUUGGCAUUUACGUGACCUUCGAACGUCCGGAAGAAGCGACGCGGUGCAUCCAAGCUGUGCACGGAUCUCACAACGGUGAUCGAGUCCUAAAGGCGCAACACGGCACGACGAAAUACUGUUCAGCUUGGUUAAAGAACGAAAAAUGCGGCAAUCCUGGUUGCAUGUUCUUGCAUGAACAAGGCGAUGAGGAGGACAGUUACUCACGACAGGACCUGUCCUCUAUGAACAGUAUAGGGUCUCAACGGCCUCUCCCCGGAGGCAGUUCGCGGUCGGCUUCCCGUCAACAGAUUUCCCAUCCUACGCCGCCUCCCGUCGUAUCCCAUCCGAUGACGCGCUCCAUUAGUAAAGAGGGUUCUGAGAAUGGUGCCGAUGGAUCAGCUUUACCUUCCUCGGCCAACUGGGCACGCAACCCACAGCGAAGUCGCAGAGGCAGCCUUGCUACUAGUGGUGCUGCUUCGAGCCCUGCUAUUUCAACAGCCCAGCCCGUCACCGCAGAGCCUGUGCCAGAAGAAGCGGUCGAAGAGGAAGAUGAGGAUGAGUUGGAGGAAGAGGAACAUCAGCAGCCGGAGCCAGUUGCUGGACCAUCAUCAUCAAGGAGCCGGGAGCCUGAAUCACCCGCGCCAACUCAAGAGUCGCCUGAUACAUGGCUUAAGGAGAUCUUCAAGACACUGCAAAGCUGUCCUAUGCCUAUCUUUCCUGAUUUUGAUGAAGACCAAUAUCCACCUAUGUUUGAUCCUCGCGGUGGUGAGAAGCGCCGGGCUAUGCGAGAGGAGGAGGAUUCACGUUUGACCGGAGAACAGGAAGAGCAACCUGAGGUUCGUGAGCCAUCGGAAGGAGAACCUGAGACCGGUGGCAGCCUUGCUCUUGGAGGAGAGCCUGAAGACCGUGAUACUUCUAGCGACAACCGAGGCUUCGAUCGCCGACCUAGUACGCAGCCUCCUAUUCAGCGACUUUCUACUGACGGGCUCUUUGGACCUUCUCUCACCGGAGCUUCACCCUUUGGCCAGAGCUCGGGGAACCCUGGCUCGCGGUCUAUGACACCGCAGCAGUUGUAUCUUCGAUCUCAGGGCGGAUUUGGCGAUGCCCCUCCUGGCAUAACCGGCCAAAGCAAUGCUUUCCAGAACCAGGGUCAAAGCCAAGGUCAAGGCCACAACCGUCAAUCCUCUCGAUUUAGCUUUGCCAACGACAACGCGAGCUCUUCUACCAACGUUAAGGUCGCAGCCAACCCGCGUAUCAUGGCCCAGCAAUCCUCUAUGAUGCCCAACACGUUUCCAUCGCAGAGCAGCAACCAGUUUUACGGUGCCUCCAUGCCUGGACCUCCUCCUGGUCUUAAGUCAACCGGCACUCCCCCUAGCAUGUUCGGUCAGUUUGGUGGACAGGGCUUUGGCGCCCCCAAGGACAAUUCGAGUGAGCUUCUUCAGAGUUUAAUCGGCCGCGGUCGGGCUGGUAACAACCAGUCCCACGACGCGGGAAAGCCUCCUUCUUCCGGGCUCCUGCCGCCUCUCUAUGGUAAUACACCUGGAGGGUACCAAGACAUGGGCUCUAAGCAGAAGAAGAAGGGAAAGAAGCACAGACAUGCUAACACUUCCUCCUCCGGGGGGAGUGGCUUAGUAGAUCUUGCAGACCCGAGUAUCUUGCAGGCGCGAAUGCAGCACCAGUCUCAAGGCAGCGCCGGAGUCGGACAGGGCUUGUUUGGCGGUCAGAGUCAAGAUGAUGAGCUCCCAUCCCUGGACGAGGCUACGAAUUCUGUCGACGCUCUAGUUUCUGACGACCCUAUACUGCCACCAACUGGUCUGGAAGGUCGCACAUCUGUGCCUCCAGGCUUAUCGUUACCCCCAGGACUACCAACCAACAUAUCGAGACCUCCUUCUACUCAAGGUCAUGCAAAACUCACCAGCAUUGUGCCAGCGUUGCCUAGAAUGCCACCCCCUGGACUCUCACAAGGUUCUCUAACGCCUGACCAGUCGCCUGCAAAGCUAAAUCCAGCGACACCUGUUUCGGAAGCAAAGAAAAAUAUCAAGUCUGUGGCGGCCGAAAGCGGACUCUCGCGAGAAAUCACGACACAAUCGCAACCGAAGCUUACAAAGGCAAGUUUUUUACAGGACGAGGACUUUCCGGCUUUGGAUGCAUCGAAGAACAAGAGUCGACCCGCAACGCCUACACCCAAGCCUACGCCAAAGGCCAAACGCCAUGCUGAGAGGAUUGUGGAUAGAAUGAUGGCGAAGGCUGGAGCCAGCCUAGAGAGCACAGCCCAGGAAACCAAAGCGGAGGAGGCCAAGGUUCAAGAGACCAAGACUCAAGAAGUCAAGGCAAAGGAGAAGACCACGGCCCAGGAAGCGAAACCUGCAACAUCGUCCCAGGCAGCAGACAAGAAGCCCAUUGCUGUCAACACUCAGGUUGGAAAGAAUGUGGCUGUGAAGGCCAGUGAACUAUCUGCAACUACUGAGAAGUCAACAACAGAGACCUCCGCUGCCUUUCCUCCCUUGCCUACACCCUCGUCUACCGCAAUUGCAUCCCCUGUCACACGCACAGCACCAAAGACGCUGCGUGUCAUUGCAACUCCCAAGGCUGAGGCACCCCCUCCUGCCUCUCCUGCCUUGACCAUGGCAUCGGUUGCGUUGUCAGGCACUUCCAGAGCCGUUUCUGGGAGUUACAGGCCAGAUACACCUGCGAGCGAGAUGAUUAGUGACAACGCCUCGGUGGUGUCUGCCUCUGUGACCCAUUCUCGGGCAAGCUCGCCACCCCCUAGUAGAAUUGGGUCUGCUGCGGUAAGAGCCACAACCAAGAGUCAACAGCGAAAGCAACGAAAAGAUGUUUUGAAGCAAGAAACAAAGUUGAUCGCUGAGGCUCCCAUUGCAGAGGCAGAGGUGCAUGCUCCUAUCAUGGGACGCAAGAAGAAACAGAAGAAGGAAAAGCCUGUCAAGGCGACCCAACCAGAUGCUUCUACUAUCCCUGAGACUCCCGCAGACGAGCCAUCCCAGCCACCAUCUCAACAGGAGCCCGUCAAGGAGUCCGAAAGAGAGGCAGAAGAGAAGCCUGCCAAGAGCAAGACUCCUCAAAAGAAGUCCAUCAAAUCCAAGGGCAAAACAAAGGAGGUAGAGACUCAACCGGCUCCUCCUCCUCCGGCGUCUCCUAAGGAGUCUACCCCUGAUGCUCAGGAGCCACCUGCAAGACCACAGCCUGAUCCGGCCUCAGUCUUUUCUGAGGUCAAGAACACUCUCUGGGCCUCGAGUGUAGAUAAGCUCCAACUGUUUAAGCCCAUCGCCAACGGCUCAUCUCGCACCGACUACAGUGCUGCUAAGAACAACGCCAACAAGGCUGAGCAUUGUAAGGACUGCUCUUGUAAAUGUGGAGAAAUUCAAGAUGAUGAUCUUGCAGCGCUGCGCGCAGGGAAGCCUGUCCGAAAGCAAUUCCACGUUGAUGGCAGCCGCAUGCUCAUUACCCCCAAUGGUGACUGCAUACGUGGUCUGACCCCUGAGGAAGAGGACGCUUUUCUAGAGCUUCAAGCUGCCAUUGCCAACACGGCAGAGAACCCCGGAUCGUUCAUUGCCCCUAGACAUCAGCCUGGCAGUGGGGCAUUCUCACUUAUCAAGGGCCGAGCUGUUCCCAAUGGACGUCCCAACAUCUUCCCCGCCACUGCCCAGCUCCAGUCUCAAGACCCCAUCGGAAAGCUUCAGCGAGAGGACGCGCUUAGCUACAUCAACCAGUACGUUCUACCUCGCCUCAAUCUAGGUGCUACGAACAUGGGAUUUCCUAAGGGAGCAUCCCCUACCAAGGAUGCGGCUGCUGCGAGCCUUAACUCUCUCGCACCCUACUUCUAUGGUCCCGAUGCUGCUGCCGGUGUGGGUAUCUACAGCCCUCCUGAUGGAGCGCGGGCGAUGCAGGACUUCAGCUCAGCUGGAAUGUCGAGUGAAGAGCGUGGAAAGAACUUCGGCAUGGGUGUUGGUGGAAUGCCCCUGAUGAGCGUGGAAGAUGCAGAGGGUGCCCUUGCGGCUGCUCGACGAGAGACUGAGAAGUUGGAGAAGGGAUUGAACCAGGUAAUCAAGCGCAACAGGCGACUUGUCCUUGGAGGGAACAACUAA
Molecule: messenger RNA, 4485 nt
Organism: Fusarium tjaetaba
Lineage: Eukaryota; Fungi; Ascomycota; Sordariomycetes; Hypocreales; Nectriaceae
Product: CCR4-NOT transcription complex subunit 4
Exons: 4
Coding region: 1-4485 (1494 amino acids)
Biological process (GO): protein ubiquitination
Cellular component (GO): CCR4-NOT complex
Molecular function (GO): ubiquitin-protein transferase activity; RNA binding
Source: RefSeq, a predicted model, not a curated record